This is a messenger RNA of Plasmodium malariae, 759 nucleotides long. RefSeq names its product fam-m protein. The transcript is spliced from 2 exons. Bases 1 to 759 code for a protein of 252 amino acids. NCBI's taxonomy places the organism in Eukaryota, Apicomplexa, Aconoidasida, Haemosporida, Plasmodiidae. The record is from RefSeq and is a predicted model, not a curated record.
AUGAUGACUUUCAUAUUUGAAAAAACAAAUAAUUUACAAUUUUUUAUUAAUAUUGCUGUGUUUCUCCUUUUAACAUGGAUAUGCCUUUUUAAUAGUGAUACAUUUAUAUUUCGUAAAUCUAUGGAAAAAAAUUGUCAUGUUGAUGGAGGAUUAGAUAAAAGAAAUUAUCGAUCGCUAGCAAAAUAUAAACCAGAUAAUUCAAAUGAUUUAUACUUGAAAGAAAAUUUUCAAAAUAAUGAAGUGAAUAAAAAAAAGGAUAUAUAUAGGAAUGAAAAAGUUGAAAAAGGAAAAAGCAAACUUUCAAAUAUAAGUUUAUUAAAUAAAAGUCAAUACUAUACAGAAGUUAUAGAUUACAAUAAAGCAAUAUUUGAUGGAAAACAUUUCCAUUUUGAAAAAAAAUGGAUAAAUAAAAAAGAUUAUGAUAAUUUUUUAGAUAAAAAAAGAAGGAUUUGCUAUAUAAAUUUGAAAAAAAUAAAAUUUAGAAGUUACAGAUACGGAGUUGCACUAUUUCUUAUUUUUCUUAUGUUGGGAGUAGGAUACAUUAUAGGAGAUAUAUAUGGUGUGGUAAAAAAUGCUGGGGAAUAUAUUAGAAACGCUUUAUCUUCGAUUAUUACAAUACCAGAAAGCUUAGAUCCCUAUACUUGUACAAUUUUAUAUGGCAUAGAUAUUAUUAUAUUUUCUAUUUUAAUUAUAAUAGCAAUUCCUAAAAUCUUAAAAAAUAAAGAAAUAUAUAAUAAAAUUAAGUUGAUGAAUGAAUAA